AGCGCGAGGUGUGAACUAAAUAGCCGAAUAACACAUCGUACGAUUUGUCACCUGAUGUCAGCGCACCAGUGUAUAUAAAGCUUUGUGUCCCGCUGUAGUAAAUACCAUAGUACGAUCGCGAGAGGACCUUUGUUGUAUACGUAAAAAAAUUGGGGAAUUUAAGUUUGUUGUGUUGGUGUUGGUAUAUAAAAGGUAUAAGAAGUCACUCAGCCAGCUGACUCGUUUCACUGCAUGCUCAGGAGCGAACCUCUUGCUGGAUUAUAGGACUGUAUUGAAGCACGUUGCACCAUGCAGAUGUACGCAGCACUCACGGAUGGCCUGCUUGUGGUUAUAACCUUGAGCGUUGUUCUUGCUUUAGACCCAAACUACAUGGAACGUGCCCGGGUCGUGGUAGACUCGGAUGAGACUGACGCCGACGCCUUCGAAGAAGCAUUUGAGCCGUCGGCCCGACACUGUCGUCGAAUAGGGGAACGCGCCGCCAGAAAACAGAUAUCGUGCGUUGCAGACGUGCAUUUCUACGAGAAUCUCUCCAACCGCGUGCACAUGUCGCCCAUCGACCCCAGCGAAAACAACCGCGACCUGUGGGACCUGGCGAUGAAGAUCUCCGCUUGCUCCGAACGCUUCGGACGCUAUUACGAGCACGCCUGCAACAUCAAGGCCGUCUACCUGAACGACCGCCGCCGCUGCCGCUGGCUGCCCAGCCGCCAGGAGAGGACGCGCUGCAAGGGGCGCAUUAUGGACACUUACCACCGGGCUAGAUGAACUACUUCACUAUGAUGGCCAUUAUAGGCGCAAAGUCUCCGGUGAAAACAAACGAUUAACCGACUGCACGUUUACUGAACUAGAACAAUCCUUUUGUGUUGUUGUUCAGUUCUUAGACAGAGAAAGUUAUUACAAGUACAGUUGCUGACACAGAGUUAUUGGCGAUGUGUGGGGGAAAGAUGAUUUCGUCCGAUUCUGAACAAUUAUUUGCCGCUGUCAAAUUUAUUUACGAGAUUGCUAGGGUCAUUGAACAAUACAGUACUGUUCGUAUGUUGAUCUAGGCCUUGUAAAUGUAUUUUAGUAUUGUGUUGUGUAAUCCGUGACUGUAUAUGAUCCGCGUCAUGCGAAAGUGGGUCUUAUGCAAUAUGUGGCUGUCGUAAAUUGAGACCACCCUGCGCGUUCACUAAGUUUGGUCAGGAGCUUGUCCCCUGUCCUUGGUAACAUCACGCAAGGUUGCAUGGUCUCGUUUACGGACAGAAUAGCUCUUGGUCAGACUGCACAAAAGCGCGGCAUGGUCUGUAGCUACACUGGCCACAAAUAGCAUAAGAUCCAUUUUCGCAUAACGCGACUCAUAUUAUUAUUGCGUUGUGUUAUAUUGUGCAUGUUUUCCGUACGCAUAUGUCAGUUCAUUUGUAUAUACGCCAUGUUUAACUUAUUGACUGUGUUCACGCGAUGCCGCGAUAUGUUCCAUGUUGUGUCCAUUAACAAUGAAAAGUAUUAAAUGUC
Dreissena polymorpha is the source of this 1488-nucleotide messenger RNA. RefSeq lists its product as uncharacterized. The coding region runs from base 289 to 762 and encodes 157 amino acids. The transcript has 2 exons. The record is from RefSeq and is a predicted model, not a curated record. Lineage: Eukaryota; Metazoa; Mollusca; Bivalvia; Myida; Dreissenidae.